Messenger RNA from Oncorhynchus keta (chum salmon), 3572 nucleotides. RefSeq names its product ferric-chelate reductase 1a (gene frrs1a). The transcript is spliced from 16 exons. Gene Ontology annotation, molecular function: oxidoreductase activity, acting on metal ions. Bases 184 to 1995 code for a protein of 603 amino acids. The record is from RefSeq and is a predicted model, not a curated record. NCBI's taxonomy places the organism in Eukaryota, Metazoa, Chordata, Actinopteri, Salmoniformes, Salmonidae.
GGCAAUGACAAGGAGUGGCAAGUGGAAUGUUAGUUAAAGAGACCGGUACUCACACUAUGUAAGCCAUGCCUCUUCCCAUACAAGGCAAGCCCACAUUUGAGGAAGAACCGCCCAGGGCAUGAGCUUUAAAAAGCCUUGCUCAGGCAAUAAAACACAUACUAUCUUUUUCGCAAGCAGUAAAGUAUGCUGGAGAUGGGUGGGAGGCUAUGGACCAUCCAGCUGUUAGUUCAGACUCUUUGUUUGACAUCAGUUGACGCCUUCUCCAAUGGAAAAGUGACUGAAGCCUGCGGGAGUAUGAUGCCAAAACAUGGCCAUGCCCCCAAUACCACCCAACCUCCCUACACUCUGGCUGUCAAUGUCACUGAAUUCAGUUCUGGAGAUUACAUCCAAGUUACCAUAUCUGGAACAACAUACUUCGAGGGAUUCCUGCUCGAGGCUCGGAAUGCAUCCAAUCCGGACACUGACGCUGUCGGCUCCUUCAUCCUGACCAAUCCUAAAACCACACAACUGUUGCAAUGUGGCCACACUCCGGAUUCAGCUGUCAGUCACACAAGUGAUGCCAGACAGACACAAAUCGUGGUAAUCUGGAAAGCUCCCCAAAACUCACCCGACGCUGUCAAAUUUCUUGUGACCGUAGUGGCUCAUUACAAGACUUUCUGGGUGAAAAUCCCUGGUCCUGUUGUGUCUCAGAGUGGGGUAACUCCCAUCCCACCUAAACCCACCACACCUUCCACUACCAUAAAGACGACAACUCCCUCUGUGUUGCCCAGACCAUUCAGCUCAGUGGGCUGUGGCCAACAGAAGUCCUGCCUGUUGGACCCAGUGGGAUGUGACCCGGAAAAAGAUCCAUCGUGCUUCUUCCUGUCGUUUGCCCCCAAGGGUCAGACUGUGGUGUUUGAGCUCAGUGGGCCCUCAGAUGGCUACAUUGCCUUCGCCCUCUCCCAUGACACAUGGAUGGGGGAUGAUGACAUGUACCUAUGUGUGAGGGAUGACAGCUUGGUGGAUGUGAGCGCAGCUUAUGUGAAAGGAAGGUCCUACCCACAGGAGGCCUCUGAGAAUGUUCUUACAGAUGUGGCCUGGAGAUUGGCGGAUGGAGUCAUUCAGUGUCAGUUUCGUCGACAAGUUCUUGUCCCACAGGACCCGACCCGGUUUAGCCUGGACGCACAGUACUACCUGUUCAUGGCAUACGGUGAAGCUGAAAACGGCGAGGUGAACAGGCAUGACCGCCAACCCCUCAUAUCCUCACAGCAGUCGGUCAUCAACGGCCCAGCAGAGAUUCUCAAUGGCUCUCGAUCACCACUUCUCAUGAAAGUUCACAGCGUACUGAUGUUAAUUGCCUGGAUGUUGGCUGGAAGCACGGGUACUUUCAUAGCCAGCUACUUCAAGCCUGAUUGGCCAGAGAGAACAUUGUUUGGUCAGAGAAUUUGGUUCCAGGUGCAUCGAGGGCUGAUGAUAUUAACAGUGCUGCUUACCUGUGUGGCCUUCACUCUUCCCUUCAUCUACAGAGGAGGUUGGAGUAAGCAUGCCGGGGCCCAUCCCUACCUGGGAUGUACUGUACUAGCCCUGGCUCUCCUUCAGCCUAUCAUGGCCACUCUCAGACCUCCCCCUGACUCCUCCAGGAGGUGGGUGUUUAAUUGGCUGCAUUGGGGAGCUGGCACUGUUGCUGAGAUUAUGGCUGUGGCGGCCAUGUUUUUGGGGAUGGGCCAGCAAUCUGUGCUCCUGCCUCACUCCUGGCGCCUGGUGGUUCUCGCUGGGUUCCUGGCAUGGGUCGUUCUCUUGAGGGUGCUUCUUGGGCUCCAUAAAAAAGGCUACAUUAAAACACGAUUUUGUGACUUUGUUUCCAAAGCGAGUGACACUGAUCAGCAACGGAUUCUUGCUGACGACUCAGAGGACAGCACUUGGGAUGCAUGGUUCAAAAUGGUUGCCCUUCUUGCCUUUGUUAUUGGGAAUAGUGGGUUCCUGAUCAGCUUAAUUCACACCAUCAGUGGAUUGUGAUGAAUCUGUGAGAAGGGCCAUUCCAUGGUACAUGACAACUCACUGUCUGGAGGAAAGGUGGAGGAUCCUGAUUCUUAUUCACAUACCGGCCACAGGCAGAUCAAAGUACUGAACCAGAUCUAAUAUAUAUAUAUAUAUAUAUACAAAAAAAUACUGGAUAGAUUAUCCAUUUCACACGCACAUCAAAAGUAUUUCUGCACUAUUGAUUUUGCACUAAUGUUCUUAUCCCAACUUCUCAGGAAAUGCAGUUGUACACUCAGCAGCCAGUUUAUUAGGUAUACCGUCCCGAUCACAAAAAUAGCUCGCUCCUUCAGACAGUCACGUGGCCGUGGCUUAGUGUAUAUACACUGUAAAGCAAGCAGACGGGCAUCGAGCACAGGAGGCUGCUGAGGGGAGGACAGCUCGUAAUAAUUGCCUGAACCGAGCGACUGGAAUGGUAUCAAACGCAUGGAAGCCAUGUUUGAUGUAUUUGAUACCGUUCCACUAAUGCCUCCAGCAUUACCACAAACCUGUCCUCCCCAAUUAAGGUCCCACCAACCUCCUGUGGCAUCGAGGCAUUCAGUUACUGUUCGACUGAACAUUCGAAUUGGCGAAACGAGUGACCUAAGCGACUUUGAGCGUGGCUGUACACACACACACACACACACACACAUGUCUAGGGUUUGCCGCGAUGGGGGCGACAAACAUCCAGUCAGUGGCAGUCCUGUAGGCGGAAACAGCUUGUUGAUGUAAGGUCUAAAGAGAAUGGCAAGAAUUGUGCAAGCUAACAGGUGGGCCACAAACAAUGGCGCAGUACAACAGUGGUGUGCAGAAUGGAAUCUCGGAACGCAAAACUCUGCUAUCCUGUCACAGAUGGGCUAUUGCAGCAGACCACCGCUCCUUUCAGCUAUUAACAACUCUUCAUUGGGCCGUGAUCACCAACACUGGACAAUUGACGAGUGGAAAAAAAUAUUGCCUGGUCUGAAGAAACCCGGUUCCUGUUGUGUCAUGCUAAUGGCAGACAGGAUUUGGCAUAAGUAGCAGAGUCCAUGGACCAUCCUGCCUAGUGUCAUCGGUACAGGCUGGUGUGGGGAAUGUUUUCCUGCCAUGUGUUAGGUCCCUUGAUACCAAUUGAGCAACAACUGCCACAGCGUAUCUGAACAUUGUUCCUGACCAAACUCAAUAGAGCAUCUUUGGGAUGAGAUGGCACGGGCUGUUCGCAGCAUGAAUGUACCGCCAUCCAAUCGACAUUAACUCUGAUGCCUUCAUGUCAGCAUGGACCAACAUCCCUGUGGAACGUUUGACACCUUGUAGAAUUCCGGCUUUCUGGAUGCAAAGGGGGGUCUGACUCGGUACUAGAUGGGUGUACAUAAACUGUCCACUGAGUGUAUAAUGCAUUUCAAUAUCUCGACACAGCCUUGUCCCAUGAGUUCAUGUUUAUUACAUUUUACAUCUGCGAAGUGUUGCUGAAUAUAUGUAAGGGAGAAUCCACAAUGUUAAUGAAUAAUUACAAAUUCACUUUGUUGAAUUGUUAUGUUUCCAAAACAGAAAUGAUCCUGUAGUAUAAUAUUGUUAAAUAAAUAAAUUUCCAAAUGUAA